AACGUUCGAUCAGGCUCGGUUUCUUCCGUCUCCGGUCGUCUCCCCCUUCUUCUUCUUCUCUUUCUUUCACCGGCAGAACGCCACGUCCGGCGAUUCCGGCGAUCCAGAUCGCCGGCCGACCCUCCAUUCGGAGCGUGCGAUCGAGAUCGCGAAUCGGCAGGCGGACGAGUGAGCUCGGGUCUUUGUAAUGGGGAUCAGCAAGACGGAAGUGAACCUGAGGAGGUUACUCGCGGCCGCGCCUAAGCAAGAGAAUCAAGCGAAACUCGCCCACUAUGUUGCUACUUUAAGAGAACAACUGGAGCAGCUGGCUGAGGAGAGAACCCCAGAUGGGUUACCAAGAGUUCCAAAGGCAAUGGUGAUUGAUUAUUCUGAAAAGAUUGAAGCAAUUGCUGCGAAGUUAUCAGCUCCUUUGCAUGAUGUGGAUGUGGAAGAGUCUCAGGAGCCCUUUCCAGGAAGUUCUUCUGGAGAAAGCCCUCAUACAGAAUCGGAAGAUCCAGUUACCCCAAGAUCAGGAUUAAGAAGGAGAUUUGCGCCGACCUCAAGUACUGCAGAUACAACUCAAUCCCAUAAUGAAGUUGAUACAUCAGGACCUGUCAAACUUGAUGCUGCAGCACAAGCACACAUUGAAAAGCAUAGGAAGCUUCAAGACGAUCUGACAGAUGAAAUGGUGGGUUUGGCACGGCAACUGAAAGAGAGUAGCCUCGUAAUGAGUCAGUCCCUGCAAAAUACAGAAAAAAUACUUGAUUCAACAGAGAAAGCUGUUGAGGACAGCUUGGCAAGCACAAAUCGGGUUAAUGUACGAGCAACACAGAUAUACUCAGAAAGCUCUAAGACUACAUGCUUUACUUGGCUUCUGAUCUUCGGGAUGACAUGUAUCUUUAUUAUGGUUGUGCUUUUGAUUCGUGUGACAUAGGACAAUCCUAUUUCAAGUUUUGUCAGUUGAAUUAUAGUACUUCGCAUCCUGUUAUGUUGUUGAAAACGUGACAGUGUAAAUGUGUAGCUUAAACUCUUUGCCAAUUGAAUUGUGAUUGAGCUUUUAUAUGGUUCUCUAGACUGAGUUAACAGUGCCCUGAGGCCUGCAUUUCUGAUGCACUCAGGAGGUAAUGAUGACUGAUAUAUUCAAAA
This is a messenger RNA of Eucalyptus grandis, 1125 nucleotides long. RefSeq lists its product as uncharacterized. The record is from RefSeq and is a predicted model, not a curated record. Gene Ontology annotation, biological process: retrograde vesicle-mediated transport, Golgi to endoplasmic reticulum. Lineage: Eukaryota; Viridiplantae; Streptophyta; Magnoliopsida; Myrtales; Myrtaceae. Bases 188 to 913 code for a protein of 241 amino acids. The transcript has 8 exons. Gene Ontology annotation, molecular function: SNAP receptor activity. Gene Ontology annotation, cellular component: endoplasmic reticulum; SNARE complex.